Octopus bimaculoides (California two-spot octopus) is the source of this 2292-nucleotide messenger RNA. RefSeq lists its product as uncharacterized. Lineage: Eukaryota; Metazoa; Mollusca; Cephalopoda; Octopoda; Octopodidae. Gene Ontology annotation, cellular component: nucleus. Gene Ontology annotation, biological process: regulation of gene expression. The record is from RefSeq and is a predicted model, not a curated record.
CACAAUCCAUUGUCUAUUGGUUUCCAAUACUACUUCCUGUUGUUAGACCACCACUACUACUGCUAAUAGUACAUUAGCUCGUGUUUAUCGUAGCAGACUAGUUUCUGUAACCACAUGUGAAGCUAGAAACAGAAUGACUAUCCAUUAUUCAUCCAUAUAUAUCUAUAUAGACUCCCAUAGUUGAUAUGGUGUGAUGGGAAAAAGGAAAAGGCAGCAUUGUCUUCCGAUUCCCCUAGAGUGACCUCCCUUGUCUGCCACGGGCACCGACUCCUUGACUGCUGCGGAACAAAGGAGUGUUUGCUUUGUCUUUCAACUAAAUUACAUCCUACGGAAAUAUUUCUUCCCUAAUCUGCCGAUCAAUCGAUUAAUUUUAUAACAUUAUAAAUUAUUUAUUAUCUGUUUAAUGUAACAAAUCAUUUAAUCGUUAUAAAUUUCUUUCCUAUUAUAUGCAAAAUUAAAUUCACCAUUAUCAGCGACAUUCUCUUGCCAAAGUGCUCGACCUUUUAGUUUUCCGCAAUCAUCGUCAUUGUUCUUGUUUAAAUAACAUCAGUGAUGUGUAUAAUUAAUUUAAAUUAAUUACAACCGUUUCCGAAGUUCUUCAUUUACGUCUAUGAAUUAACACCAUUCGGACAGGUUAUUAUCUGUUAUGCCAGACGAUUGCUCCAUUACAACUUGAAGUACAACUCAGUGAAAACUUUUCUACUGGUGAACAGAAAAUACAUCUACGCUGCAUAUUUCCCACGCUUGUGAACGGACGUCUGUCUCAUAUCAAAGACAAGGAACUGAAUUUUUAUAGAUUAUAUUUGCAAGACAUUUCUUAGCUCUUAAGAAAGAAUACUUCAAGAAUAUUGGUAUGGAGGACAUUAAUCACUUUGACAAUUCUGAGACAAUUGUCUUUAAUGAUAUAGAGACAGUUACACUGACAGAUAGAGAUGAGAAACCUUUAUAUAGCGAAACAUUUACCAAUCAAAGAUCUUUAUAUGAAGAUCUUCCUCGAUAUUCUUGUGAGAUUUGUAGGAAAACUUUCACUUCUCAAUUAGAUAUCUUCAUGCACAAAGAAAUACACAAUAAGGAAAAAACAUUCCGCUGUGAAAUAUGCGGAAAAUAUUUUGUGUCUACCAGUGUGUUGACAAAGCAUAAAUUAAUCCACACUGGCGAAAAACCAUUCCACUGCGACAUCUGUGGAAAAUCGUUCACUCAGAAUUCUAACUUAGUCGUUCAUCAAAGAAUACACACCGGAGAAAAACCGUACGAGUGCGACUUGUGUGGAAAAUCUUUCGUGAACAAAUCUCAUCUUGUAACCCAUAUACGUAGCCACACUGGAGAAAAACCUUUCCAUUGUGAAAUAUGCGGCAAAGCGUUCAGCACUAACUUCCUCUUGAAGACGCACAGACAAAUCCACACGGGACAGAAACUUUUCCACUGUGAAAUCUGUGGAAACUCUUUCACUCAAAAUUCACACCUUGUCAUCCACAUACGGAGUCAUACAGGAGAAAAGCCCUAUCAUUGUGAAAUAUGUGAGAAAUCGUUUUUAACAAACAGCCAUUUAAAAAGACACAAACGAAUCCACAGUCGAGGAAAACCAUUUAACAGUGAAACAUGAGGCAUUCUUAUGCUGCGAAUCUGAACUCGAAACCCCAACCUUCGUAGGUAGAUUGGUGGUUGUUUGUCGGAAAUAAUUGACUUUGAAGUUCCAUCUCAUAUAUCUAGAAGUGUGUUCUCAUUGAAGAAAAAUCUUUUCUCUAAUACAAUGAUUCUUAACCAUUUUUUUGUUUUUUUAGCACCAACCCGCCCCCACCUCUUUUAAGUAGUUGUUAAUCCCUGCCCCCAUCUCAGUGGUGAGUGAGAUAUCAUGACUAAACUAACUUAACCCAUUAGGAUUUAAUCCAGUUAUAUCCAGCCCAAAUAUUUUCCUUAUUUUAUGCUCAAAUCAGCCUAAUCUGGCCUCUCACGCCUACCCUACAUUGUCAUUCUAAAAAUAAAGUAUUAUAUCAUCAAAAACUCGAAGCUACAAGAUAAAGCAUAACUAAUUUAAAACAAUUAAUUCAAACAAUGUGAAUGGAUAAGUUUUACAUCUGACAGAAAAAUCUGAAUCAUAAAGGAUUAACAUGGAUGAUCCCUUAUAGAUUUCACUCCAAAAAUGAAUUACAUAAGCUUUAAACAGUGAAAUGACAAUAAAAAAUUAAUGAAGACAAAAACUGUAAAUUUACUUUACACAUUGCAUGUUAUAUAAAAUUAAAAUUUAAUUAUUUCAAAAAAUAUAACAUUAAAAAUCAAUUUUUCUUGUUCAAA